UUAAAAGCGAAUACAACCUACCAAAACCUUCCAGGAGAGGAAUACUUGGAAGAACUGUACGACGUGGAAUUUGUACAAUCGUUAAAUUCUAUACGGACGUUAGCCGAGACGGAUGUUAAGUUUAAAAAAAGAGAAAUAACACUUCUUUCGACAGAAUGCUGGCCUGACGAAGACUGUUUGGACAGCAAAAGAGCAUCCGUUAUAAAAUACCGGCAGAAAAUGCAAGCUAUCCAGUGUAUUCACGGAUUAUUUGUUUUGAAUGUCUUGGACGAACUUGAAGCAAUCUUCGAAAACUACUCACAUGGCUGGGCAGAAGAAAAAUUCCUCGGGUGCUCCGUUUGGAAUCCCAAAGUUUAUAUGACCAAAAUGUUGUCCCUGUUGAACAUGGCACGAUGGGACGCUUACUCUUGGCAAAUCAGAGUUUUCACCUUUGUGUCGGGCCUCGAGUCUUCCGACGUGGACUUUGAAGAAUACAAAGAACAUUUCAAAAAUCACAAAGACCUUAUGCGAGCUAACGUGUCAGCGUUCGUUAGCCAAUGUUUCGAACGAACAUAUUUAACGUAUCGUGGCAAUAUAUCCUCAGAGGGGUCAGCGAUAUCCAGUCUCGUCGACGGCGUUUUAGAGCAUAUGAUAUUGUUGUACUCGAGGGAUGUGUUGAACGCCUACAAAUUGUAUGAACACUUUACAGUACAGAAUCUUAUGUUGCUGCGUUUAUCUAUGAAUAACGAUUUCAUUUUCGACUGGUCGUCUGAAGGCUUCGAACUCGAAACGAAGAGUGUCAAACGUCAAUUGACUGACUACUUUGGGCUGUACAGUCAGCAAACAUUGAUUUAUCGAUGGCAAUUGGACCCGAUCAGCCGGAACAAGAGCAAUGCCCUGAUUUUGAAAUGCAUUCAACUAAAGCUUGUUUUUUAUGCAUGGCGUCACUUAAAAACAUACCUCGUAUUACGCACCCGACCGUCAGGCGUUGAAGUACCAAUGGUGGAAAUGUGGAAUACGCCUGUUUCACGUCUCACGAAUACCUUGAGGGAGUUUGGGUUUGGGAACGAAAACAUCUACUGGUCUGCAAUACACAUAAUGAGGGACGGAAUAAAUAAAAUUAGCGAAGAAGAACUCGCGGCACGGGAAGAGUUUACGAGAAAGUAUUUUUGUCAGGCUGCGGAAAAUUUAGGACUCGCUAGUGCAUCCGACCUCAAUCAAAAAUUACAAGAUUUUAAAGUUCCAGAAGACCAUGAUUUAAUUUACAAGAGCAUCGAAGAUAACGACAAAAUGAUAGACGAUUAUAUUUUACGUAUACGAAUUGCAUUGGUACCAGUCGACGGCACGUUUAUUCGUAUAAUAGUGGCAGCUGAAGGAAAUGAAACCUUUGUUACGCAUUAA
Adelges cooleyi (spruce gall adelgid) is the source of this 1380-nucleotide messenger RNA. RefSeq lists its product as uncharacterized. Lineage: Eukaryota; Metazoa; Arthropoda; Insecta; Hemiptera; Adelgidae. The transcript has 2 exons. The record is from RefSeq and is a predicted model, not a curated record. The coding region runs from base 220 to 1380 and encodes 386 amino acids.